Messenger RNA from Ziziphus jujuba (common jujube), 3276 nucleotides. RefSeq lists its product as uncharacterized. The record is from RefSeq and is a predicted model, not a curated record. NCBI's taxonomy places the organism in Eukaryota, Viridiplantae, Streptophyta, Magnoliopsida, Rosales, Rhamnaceae. The transcript has a single exon. The coding region runs from base 191 to 3124 and encodes 977 amino acids. Gene Ontology annotation, cellular component: intracellular membrane-bounded organelle.
CGAACUCCCAACUCUUUCUGAGCUACAUAUAAAGUAAUAUGACCCAGCACGGUAUUGACUUUUUCCCAUUACUGGAAAACCACUCCUAAUAAUCUGAGACCGAAACAAACACGCCCUCUGAGAUACGCAUUGACAAGUUAAAAAUCCGUAUGCAGAAAAUUUCUUUUGGUCGGCGCUUUCAGCCACAGCAAUGGAGUCCAUUUCUUCAUCUACUUCGGCUCCAUUGCACAAAUCUAGAAUUGGGAAAUUCACGGUUUUCCAUGUAAGACCGUCGAGAACCCAUAAUUCUACGUUCACCCUCUUGCUCUUCUUCUUCUGCUGCCUCAAUCUCAUCCCCAGACUCUCCGCCUCCUUUACCAUCUCGGCUUCGGACUCAGAAGCCUUAUACGCCCAAAACUGCAAUCACAUUGUCCCCCAAUCGUCCUCUCCCUCCAGCACCUCAUACGCCAAUGGCUUGGCAAUAGAAUCCCUCCGGUUCCGAACCGGUUACUUCACCGGAGGCGAUCCACUCUUCAAAAAAACCGAACUUUCCGUCGGAUUCAGCGACCCCAAAUCUGUAACUUUCCGUCCCAUAUUUCUGCGCAAAACCGUCGCCGAUGGUAUAUACGAAGUCAGAGCGAACUUGCAUCUUCGCGACCGAUCGGUGUAUGUCUCCUUGAACUCCACGAACCGCCGGUUGCGUAUGAUUCACUACCGGGGUCCCAGAUUUCCAACGAGGAAAGGCAUCUUGGGCUUUACGCUAAAUGGGUUUUGGUCAGAAUCUUCUGGAAAGCUUUGUAUGGUCGGAUCGGGCUCGGUUUAUUUUACAGGUAACGCAAAGUCUCUCAGUGUUGUUCUAAAGCUUAAUUAUCCUCGAAAUUCGAGUAUUUACAGUAGUCUGAUUACUGGUACGUUAGAGAGUUUGAAUGUCAAGCAUAAUCCGUACUAUUUCGAGCCAAUUUCUUUGUUGGCAUUGUCUCAGAAUUUGAGUUACGAAUACACAUUGAUGAAGAAAGAAAACGACAAUGGGUGUAUAAGUGGAUAUGGUGGAAAAAGUUUAUCUCUGAAUGAGUCUUAUCCUCUGUGUUCAAUUCUUGGUAACCUAGUAGAAAGAUUUGAACUGGAAUAUGGUAGUGAUUGUGAUGGUGUAAGUUGCAAUCCUGUUGGUGGGAGUGCUGGAUAUGUUCCUGAUUUGAUGUUUUAUUAUAAGACUCGAUGUACAGAUGCGAGUAAAAUGCAGAUGCUAUUGGGUUUUCCUAACACCAAUUACAGUGGUGGUGUCAAAUUUCCUUUUGUACCCAGCACUACAUUCAUUGCUGAGGGAGCUUGGGAUGAGAAGGAGAAUCAACUGUGUGGUAUUGCCUGCCGAAUCCUUACUUUUACGGAAUUAACUAAUGCUUCUGUUGGAGAUUGCUCAGUUAAGUUUAGCUUAAGAUUUCCUGCAAGUUUGUCUCUACGAAACAGGAGUACUGUUGUAGGGCAGAUUUGGAGCAACAAUGUGGUAAAUAGCUCAGGUUAUAUUCGUAAAAUUGGGUUUCAGAAUUCUGGUGAAAUGUUAAUGGGGAUGUUAGAUUUCAAGUAUGAGUAUGAUAACUCGGUUGACACCCCCAAGAAAACUUGUGCGAGAAAGAAUCCUGCUGGUGGCAAGGGAAAGACAUAUCCUAAUGAGCAUUCCUUGGACAUGAGAUUUGACAUGUCAGUGAGAAAUGGUAAAGGACAAGUAGCAUGGGGUUAUUCAACCCCACUUUAUGUGGGUGAUGAGCUUCAUCAAAGCUGGUUUUAUCAAAGACGGUAUUUUGGACAUCAAUCUGUGUCGUCAGAGAUCAGAAAAACAGAUCCUUCAGUUAAGCUGAACAGCCGCCUUAGCAGCAUACACAACAUUAGCUACAAGAUGAGCUUCACUCCACCACCUGAUUUCAAAUUCAGUCAUGAUAGUUCUCUGUCUAAAGCAGUUGAAAUUUCUGCUGAAGGAACAUAUGAUAGGGAUACUGGUGUCUUGUGCAUGAUAGGAUGUCGGCGUCUUAGAUCAAAAAUUCAGAACUUAGUUAAAAAUGAUACAUUGGACUGUGAGAUUAUUGUCAACAUUCAGUUUUCUCCAUUGAAUGGCAACGGUGGCAAAAAUGUCAAAGGAAGUAUUCAGAGUACAAGAGGAAAGUCUGACCCUCUUUAUUUUGGACGUCUUGAGUUGUCUUCUAAUUCACUUUACACUAGACAAGCUAAAGCAUCCAUUUGGAGAAUGGACUUGGAGAUCACAAUGGUUCUUAUUUCCAAUACUCUUGCAUGUGUAUUUAUUGGCUUACAGCUCUUUUAUGUGAAAAAACACCCAAAUGUGCUUCCAUUCAUUUCCAUUGUGAUGCUUGUCAUUCUUACCAUGGGACACAUGAUUCCUCUGCUACUAAACUUUGAAGCAUUGUUUGUGGCAAACCAUAGCCAGCAGACUCUUUUUAUUGGGAGUGGUGGAUGGCUUGAAGUAAAUGAAGUAAUUGUCAGGGUGGUAACCAUGGUAGCUUUCCUCUUGCAGUUACGUCUUCUCCAACAGACCUGGUCUGCAAGACAGGAAGAUGGGAGCCAGAAGUGUUUUUGGGCUUCUGAAGUGAAGGUUCUUUAUGUGACUUUACCAUUGUAUAUGGUCGGUGCAUUGAUUGCUUGGUUUGUGCCCCAUCAGCACAACUUAUACAGGGCAAUUUUACAUCCACACCGUAAGACAUACGUAGUCCAUCCUCUUCAGCGAUUUUCUUUACAGCAGCAUUCUCGUUGGGAGGACCUCAAGUCUUACGCAGGUUUAGUUCUGGAUGGUUUUCUGCUCCCACAAAUACUCUUCAACCUCUUCCUGCACUCGGGAGAAAAAGCUCUGAUCCCUUUCUUUUACAUUGGAACAACCAUGGUUCGUCUUCUGCCUCAUGCCUACGAUCUUUUCAGGGCCCACAGUUCUGCAUGGUACCUUGAUUUAUCCUACAUUUAUGCAAACCAUAGAAUGGACUUUUAUUCCACUGCUUGGAAUAUCAUAAUCCCUUGUGGUGGUCUGCUAUUUGCUGUCGUAAUUUUCUUGCAGCAGAGAUUCGGUGGCCGUUGCAUUGUUCCCAGAAGAUUCAGAGAAAGUUCUGUAUAUGAGAAAGUACCUGUUAUAAGCAACGACGAUUUGUAAGGGAAACUCGUUUGGAACACACUUUUAGCAUCUGGUUAUAGUUUUUUUCCAUUCUGUAGAUGCAGGAUUAUUUCCUAUUGAUACACACAAGAAAAAAGUUGAAAUCAUAUUAGGACAAAAUAUUAUAUAUAUAUAUAUACAUAUUCAUGGCA